GUGGUCUUACGUCGUGUGUAUCACAUGACUAAAGACAUCACAGCACCAGGGAAGAGUCCGCUGUGGAAGUGCAUUGUCCGCAUGGUGGACAAGAAGGCCAACGGCGUUUAUCUUGAAUUUCGAAGUUACAAAGGCAAGGCUGACCUGGAAAAGCAAGCCAAGAUGUGCUGUGAGAAUAAGUUUGUGGUCGUGCAAGGUUUGCUACUCAGUCAGAACAACAAGUUCUUGGGCGGCUUCUGCGCCGACAUGAGCAACAGAGCUUCGAAGGAGUCCAUCGAAGUGGUGUUGCAGAAUGUCUGGGUGACGGAAGUGACCGGGUGGCCAGUCUAUACUCCUUGUAGUGAGUGUCACACCAAGAUCGAUCCAGAGAGUGGUGAGUGCAAGAAGAAGAGCACUGGGUGCGCGUCCACCCCUGCAUCGGAAGUCAAGGUCCUGGCGACUCUGAAUCUGAGCGACCCAACCGGUUGCGUGGAGAAGGUUUUGGCCGAUGAGGAAGCUCUGUGCGUCAUGACCAACAUCAAACUGGAGGAGAAGGCCAAGCUGGUGAAAAUGUUGGAAAGGCAUGGGGUGCAAUUUCUUUGUUUUCGUCAACCCGUGGAUGUCCGUUUAGGGACGGCCCCAUACAUGACAAAGAGUCGCAGGGAUAAGGGCGCGGCACUUGGAACGCAAGACACAGAAACGCAGACGGUCUUUGCUGCGGAGAGUCAGUUUCAAGUCUUAGCUGCCAAGCCGUGCUUUGCCGUGGGCUUCAAGGAUGAUGAGCGACCCUCGCUGCGGAAAAUUCUCAGUCACGGACAGCAGCAGCUGGUGAACUGUGUUUAUCCCAUCAAGUGCGUCUACCAAGAUGUGAGUUACUCCAGCUUGGGCAUCAUCGUCAACGAUGCCCCAAUUCAUCCGAGCUAUGUCAGCAUUGUGGCAAAGGCUUGGAGCGAACCGACACCCCAGCCGAUUGGACAGGGCGAAAACCAGCAUGUCUUGAUGGUGCAUGAGGAGGUCACCCCAUACCCCAAUGGUAGCAAGUUCCGAGUGGAAGCUGUCUGCAGCAUUGCAGAAUGUCACAUCUUCAACAUGGGCAACCUGGAGCCUCGACUACUCGUCGGUCGCUUGACGCGGGACGGCAAGGAAGGACAGGUCACUCUGUUGGCAGAAAGGGCUUUUCCAUGCACCAGUGAACAAGCCCAGGUUUUGGACCAAGAGCGCGAUGCCAUUGGGCACUGGUCAGAGGGAACCCAGAUCCACACGGUUUCGAAGAAGCGGCCAGCGGACGACUUGGUGACUCCAACACCGUUGAAGAGAAUGUCGGGCGCAUGGGCUGCUCCUUGA
This is a messenger RNA of Durusdinium trenchii, 1323 nucleotides long. Lineage: Eukaryota; Dinophyceae; Suessiales; Symbiodiniaceae. The record is from the annotation of a GenBank genome assembly.